This is a messenger RNA of Budorcas taxicolor (takin), 1260 nucleotides long. RefSeq names its product carcinoembryonic antigen-related cell adhesion molecule 3-like. The record is from RefSeq and is a predicted model, not a curated record. Lineage: Eukaryota; Metazoa; Chordata; Mammalia; Artiodactyla; Bovidae. Gene Ontology annotation, cellular component: cell surface; plasma membrane. Gene Ontology annotation, biological process: signal transduction; regulation of immune system process. Gene Ontology annotation, molecular function: protein tyrosine kinase binding.
AUGGGGACCCCCUCAGGCCCUCCCCGCAGAUGGUGCAUCCCCUGGAACAGGCUCCUGCUGGCAGUCUCACUCUUAAACUUCUGGCCCCCGCCCACCACUGGACAACUCCCUGUUAAACUGUUGCCCCACCUUGCCACAGAAGGGACAGAUGUUCUCCUACUUGCCCACAGUCUGCCAGAGAAGCCUCUAGGCUAUGCCGCCUGGCACAGAGGAGAAAGGGUAGACAGCACCCAGCUAAUUGCAUCAUACAGAGUAGAUUCUAAUGCAACUACCAAAGGCUCUGCCCACAGUGGUCGGGAGACACUUUACCCCAACAGGACCCUGCUGAUCCAGAACGUCAUCCAGGAAGACACAGGACCCUACACCCUGCCCGUUGCAAAGAACGAUUUACAGACAGAAAGACAAAUCGGACAUCUCUGUGUAUACUGUGAGUGCUUCCUCUCUGACCUCGGAGUUUGGGGGGAGGAGGGUGAGUUCUAUUCACACACUGUGGCGUUAAAAUGUGGAGCUGAGACUCAGAACACCUCCUACAUGUGGUGGAUCAACAAUCAGAGCCUCCCCAGCAGCACCAGGCUGGAACUGUCUGAGGACCACAGGAUUCUCACUGUACUUGCUGUGACAAGCAAUGACAGAGGACCCUAUGUGUGCGAGGUCAGGAGCCCAGUGAGUGUCAGCCACAGUGACCCAUUCACCCUGGAUGUCCUCUCCCCAGUGGCACGGCCCUCCCUCCAAGCCAGCAACACCACAGUCACAGAAUGUGACGGUCCCGUGGUCCUGACCUGCCUCGCAGAUGAGACUGGGGUCGCCAUACGCUGGCUCUUCAAAGGCCAGAAGAUGACAGAGGGGAUGAGCCUCACCCCCGACAACAGCACCCUCACCCUAGACUGGGUCAGCAGAGGGGACACCGGGAAUUACCAGCGUGAGGUCUCCAGCGGGGGCAACUCCAGAAUAAGUGACCCCCGUAGGCUGAAAAGAACGUGGCGAGAAAACAGCCGAGCCCUCAGUGUGGGGGCCAUUACUGGCAUCGUGAUUGGGGUCCUGCUUGUGCUGACACUGCUGGCUGUCCUGGGGCGUUUCAUUUUCCUUCACAGCGGGAACUGGCCCCCAGCGUUCACCUCAGGACGUGGUCCCUCUGGCAGCUCUGUCUCCCAGGCCUCCCUACCUGAUGCCAGGCCACCAGUUCCCAUCUACCAGGAAUUACUACGACCCGACACAGACAUUUACUGUCUUAUCAGCCACAAAGCAGAUGUGGGUCCUUAG